Penicillium samsonianum is the source of this 1650-nucleotide messenger RNA. RefSeq lists its product as uncharacterized. The record is from RefSeq and is a predicted model, not a curated record. The transcript has a single exon. NCBI's taxonomy places the organism in Eukaryota, Fungi, Ascomycota, Eurotiomycetes, Eurotiales, Aspergillaceae. The coding region runs from base 1 to 1650 and encodes 549 amino acids.
AUGAUCUCGAAAGUGCUGCCACCAUGGAUUCAGCCAAACCUCCUGCAGGUAUAUCUUGUAUGGGUGGACGGUUGGCUCUUUAUCUUGAACGGCCAUGACACAGCACCAAAGCAUCUCAUCAGCUUGGACGAACUGGCUUCUCUUUUCGACGAAGAAAAUAUAUACCAGUUGAUCGAUCAUACCCGUUUGAUGCAAGCCAUCCACUCACUCAAAGAACACCUUAAGGAUGGACGAGUCACAUUUGGCGGACAAAGGCCCCCUUCAUGUCAAGAGACGAACCUGCUUUCCGAACAAUAUAAUCCCCAGGUCGAGUGUAAAUGCGAGGAUAUCGAGCCCACCAUCCUGCAACAAAAUGAGUGUAACUCUGGGCAGCAUAAAUGCCAUGCCAUACGAAGCAUGAAAGAAGUCAUGGAAACAGUCAUCGAGCGGAAAGACGAAUGGCAUAGCACCGGUAUCUUUACACCAACGAAACUCAGACUCGCAGUCGAUGAACUGGUAAACUCGAAUACCGAUAUUCAAGAGUCUCCCAAGACAUGCCAGGGAACAGACAUCGUAUCUUCCGCCCCAAGAAUUCGAGCACCAGACCGUCGCCCAAACCCAUCCGUUGACAGCAACCCCCGAAUCGGAAAUCAACUCUACCCGACCGCUGAACAACUCAAGAUCUGUGCAGACGCAAAAUACUUUGGCGUGAUAUCGUGCGGCGGAAGUCUCUGUGACGAAGGUCUCGCUCGCGCUGUGGCGGACUCAUGCAACGACAUCCUGAUCGGCGACUACUGCGAAGCUGCCGAUGCAGAGGGACUCGAGCUUCUCCAGCAGGUCGGUGCCGCGGCCAUGUCAUUCUUAAAACUGUGCAAUAUGGCCGGCCGGGUUACGGACUGGCAGUUUGAUAACCUUUCUGCAUAUAUCGUGCAGUGCCGGGUCCUCGGCUACUAUCGUGAUCAUACCCGCUCUCGUCUGCCGGAUGGCAUCUAUGGAAGUCGCAUGACAGGUCUCGCGGUGCAUCGGCACAUCGAUAUUGCUGCUUUUCAUGGAGUUAUGACUGCGUCGCUCGGGACGGGUCAGGAGGUGACUGAGGAGCAAUAUUCGCGGAUCGUCGAGGCAACGGUUUAUAUUAACGAUUUUGUUGAUCUUCGUGGUGAUACAAUGCGCAAGCAGCGUGAGAAUGUCGUGCUCCGUGGAAUCCGAGGGAGUUUGUGCAUCUACCUCGAUAAUAUGAUUGGGAAGUGUUUGGAUUCAGCGGCUGAUGUGAUUGAGUCGAGCGAACUGGGAGCGCUGGUUGUUAUGGGGUAUUGCAACUGGGCUAUCAUGUCGGCCCAUCACAAAGUCUAUGAGUUACUAAAGGGGAUUCGACCAGCUCAAAAACAAUCUGCCUGUGAAUAUGUGUCAGUGUCCCAGACCUUACGAUAUGAACGGCUGAUCGAAGCGCUGAGGCCUUACGGUACCCUUGGCAAUGAUGGACCGCGUGUGUCGAAGAAGAGGAUUGAAAUGGAUAAGACUUACGGUCUCUGCCAAGGAUCUCCAGAAAGGCAUCUCGCAUGGCUUGCUGAUGCUACUCGGAGCUUGUUACAGCCGACAACGCUGAGGCAUAUUGUAGAUGUUGUUCAUUUUGAGUGGAGCGGCGACGUGGGUGCUGUCGAUUAUUGUCCCUGA